AUGAGUUCUGAUGCAAAAAUCGAAACCCAACCUGAACCUCAAAAUGGGGAGAUUGGCCUACGUCAUCUUGGAUUGGAGAGGCCCAAGAGGCAAAAACGACAUUGUCCGAGUACCAUUAUAACCAAUGAAGGCAAAGAACUCAACCGUGGACCUGUAACAACGGAGGAUCUCUUCAGCCAGCCCAGUGAUAAAAGCACACUCGAAAGUUCACCCUUGAGGGAAUCGGUCGAGGAAGAAGAAAAUCCAAAACCCAACAUUCCAAAGUUUCCCAUGUCAUUUGCUCUACCUGGAUUAGCAGCGGGACAACCGGAAUUACGGCCUUUGAACAAGAAGAAUUCGCACGAUAACUCUGGCACUGAAUCAGGGAGUGCGAAUGAACCACCCAAAAGAAAUCUGCGGCCAUUGCCGAAAGUGGAGCCCACUGAAAAAGCAGAUGAUGCUUCCCAAGGGAACGAAAAACCAAUUUGGUGUGUUCAAAGCAUGCUCAAACCCACUGUUCCCAUAAAACGUGUAGAAAAAAGGCGAGAGUCCAGUUCUUCUGAGGAAGAACAUACAGGCAAACAAAACCAGGAGAGGAGUUCAGAACAGGAAGCGACCUCGGUUGGAUCUGGGUUAGUGGCAAACAACCCCUUCGUGAGGACAGACAGGCAGUUUCAGAAAAAAGCUGCUGUACAAAAACCGCCACCGAUAUUUAGGAAGUCCGACCCAACAUGUGAGGAUGGUCCACCAGCCCAACCUGUUACUGCCUCAUCGAGCACAAAUAAUAGAGACAUAUCUUCGUCCUUACUAACAAACCGAAGCACAAGUCUCCCAGAAAGUUGUUCGGCUCAAAGACAAUUGCCGAAUAAAGUGCUGUCUGACGGGAAAGUGAGUCGUCUUUCAAGCACCGAACAGGAACCGCUUUCCAGAAAAACUGCAGAUUUGGGGAUGGAGAAAAACCAAAAUAUUAACGCUGCGGAUUCCACUCAAAACAUGAUGGUUCCCACGGAGAAACGGCAAAGCAAGAUGCCAACGACGAUCGAUUCGUUAAUUUCAAAUGAAAGGUCCACUUCUGAUUGUGAUAUUCAAUCAAACUCAUCAAAAGGAUCAACUGCUAAGGCUGAAGAUGUCACUAAUGCUGUCGUAGAACAAGGCAGAAAGUGCAGCAUGGAUUCGGGCAGCGAAACGUCAAGUGUAUCCACUAGUGAAAGCGAAUCAGAGGAAGAUACAGAGGAGAGUAAAUCAACUUCGAAGAAAAUAGAGGAUGGUAAGGAGUUUCUGAGAAGUGACUCAUGUCCCACUGAAAGCACAAAAUCUACCCAACCAUCACUUAAUCUACCAGAAGAAAACACAUUUACUAACACUGGGAAAACUAACAGAACCUCUAGCAGUUCAGAAAGCAUGUCUGAACAGAAAACAAAAACACCGCCAGCAACCACUGACCCUUCAUCUCAUGAACGACGCCCAGAGGGAAGGAACUAUGAACCGAGUGCAGAAACUUCCAAACCUGAAACGACUCCUGUGCCUGUUGGUGAUGACAGCCAAAAGCUAGCAACUGCUUCAAGUGACAGUGACUCUGAACUGCAAAUCCCAUCAAUUUCGGUUGAAAAACAAGAAAAAACUGAAAACCACCCUGAUCAAAUUGAGACACACAAGACACAACGUAAACUGCCUGAGUUGAGUUCCCGUCAGAACGCAAAAUGCAUUUCGAUGUCUGAGUACGCAACUCCUCUUGACGAAAGCAGGCUUAUGAACACCCACAUUUGGCAAAGAGUGGUCUGCAUUCAGGUCUUGCCGUAUUUGCCAUUCAAAUCCUAG
Molecule: messenger RNA, 1797 nt
Organism: Mesocestoides corti
Lineage: Eukaryota; Metazoa; Platyhelminthes; Cestoda; Cyclophyllidea; Mesocestoididae
Source: the annotation of a GenBank genome assembly